Molecule: messenger RNA, 1071 nt
Organism: Acomys russatus (golden spiny mouse)
Lineage: Eukaryota; Metazoa; Chordata; Mammalia; Rodentia; Muridae
Gene: Cpo
Product: carboxypeptidase O
Biological process (GO): proteolysis
Molecular function (GO): metallocarboxypeptidase activity; zinc ion binding
Source: RefSeq, a predicted model, not a curated record
AUGGAAUCCUCAGCACAGCACAGACAAGAGGUUGUCAGUCCGCAGAGAAGCCAUGAGGCCUGUUUCUAUGACAGAUACCAUCCCUUGGGGGAGGUUUACUUUUGGAUGAGCCGGGUCAGCGAGAAGUAUGCAGAAGUGCUGAUACAACAUUUCCUGGGAAUGACCUCUGGGACCCAGCCCACGGACUACUGAAGGUGAAUCAGCCAACCAUCCAACAAUCCCGAGAAGACCAUUUGCAUGGACUGUGGGAUUCAUGUCAGAGAAUGGAUUGCUGCUUUUUGCCAACGGUUUGUGAAAGAGCUCCUAUAGAACUACAAAGACCAUGCCAGGACCAGCAGGAUCCUUACCGAACUAGACUUCUAUGUGUGUCCAGGCCUGAACAUAGGUUAUAUCUGCACCUGGACAACAGAUUCCCUCUGGAGGAAUUCCUGCUCUUCCCAUCAUAGCGGCACACGCUUCGGAACAGCUCUCAGUUGGAAUUUCAACAUCACCUGGUGUAGUAUCGGCACAUUCACAAACCGCCGAGAUUUAACAUUCCGCGGGAUAGAAGCAAUGUCGGAACCAGAGACAAAAGCGGCCUGAAGCCUUAUAGAAAGCAAAGAGAAAGACACUCUGUGCUUCCUGACCAUGCACUCUCAUGGGCAGCUUAUUCUCACUCCAAAUGGCUACACCAAAAAUAAACCAAGUCACUGGGAAGAACUAAUUCAAGUUGGACAGAAGGCGGCAAAUGCAUUGAAAGCAAAGCAUGUAACCAAUUAUAGAAUUGGAUCGAGUGCAGAUAUUUUAUAUAAGAGGACACACACACACACACAUGCUGUGCCAGGAUCCUCAAAAGACUAGCCUCAAGACACUGGGAUCCCCUUCUCAUACACAUUUGAGAUAUGGGACAAUGGUACCCAUGGGCUUGGACUGCCCAAAGCUCCAAUGCAGCCCACAGGUGAGGAGAGCAUGGAAGCCACACUUUCACUCCUUGACGAUGUGUGUGAGGAUUACUGGCCCACCAACAGUGCCAGGAGAGGCGACACAAUCUUGCCACUGACCACGCUGUACUUCAUCACACCUCUCCUCUAA